Labeo rohita (rohu) is the source of this 5073-nucleotide messenger RNA. Its product is annotated as 1-phosphatidylinositol 4,5-bisphosphate phosphodiesterase gamma-2. Gene Ontology annotation, biological process: lipid metabolic process; phosphatidylinositol-mediated signaling; positive regulation of epithelial cell migration. The record is from RefSeq and is a predicted model, not a curated record. Lineage: Eukaryota; Metazoa; Chordata; Actinopteri; Cypriniformes; Cyprinidae. The coding region runs from base 94 to 3507 and encodes 1137 amino acids. The transcript is spliced from 32 exons. Gene Ontology annotation, molecular function: phosphatidylinositol-4,5-bisphosphate phospholipase C activity.
ACAGGAUGUCAUUUUCUCAAGCCUGCUUUGGAGAACAACCACUAGACGUCAUUUCUCAGUUUGCUCUGUGCACUGACACUGGAAGAUGCAGUGAUGGUGGGCGGCAGUGAGCGGCAUGAAAGGAGACAGAUUAUUGAGCAUCUGCAGAUGGGGACUGAAAUGAUGGUGUAUCUGCAGAGGUUUGAAAGACUGACUGUCCAAGUCAUUAUGGAGAGCAUGCAGGUGGCCUUGAUACGCUCCGAUGACAGGAUAGUCAGAGUGUUGGACAUUUUUGAGUUCAAGGAGGUUCGCCAGUGGGAGACAUUCAAAGAUUUCCAGCGAUUUAAUGAGUGCAGAGGAAGUAGAUUUCGAAGAAUCUUUUACCAGCCUGAAAAAGAACACCAGCAGAACAGCAAAACCUGUUUCACCAUCUUCUAUGGAUCUGAGUUUAUCUUAAAAUCGCUGAGUCUAAAAGCUGAUUCAGUGGAGGAUGCAGAAAAAUGGCUGAUAGGACUGGAGUUACUCAGACAGGAGAUACUGGAUGCUCAGACACCACAGAUUAUAGAGAGUUGGCUGAGGAAGCAGAUGUACUCGGUUGAUCAAACAAAGAAAAACAGCAUUACCUUGAAAGAGCUCAAGUCUCUUUUGCCACAGAUGAACAUCUCUGCUCCAGGUGGACGUUUUCUGGAGGACAGAUUUGUGGAGAUGGAAGCAAAAGAUUAUUCUCUGGAUUUUCAGCAGUUUCACAAAUUCUACAAUUAUUUAAUAUUUGAAAACCAGAAGAUGUUGCUAGAAGAGUUUGAAAAGGGGCCUGCACCUUUCAUAAUAAGUAAUACUGAUAGUCCUGAAUCUGUAGUUCCAAUCUGUGAUUUUCAAAACGUACUUUUAUAUCUACAGAAGGAGGCCUGGGCCAAAAAUAUUAACCAGGUUCAGGACCUGAUGAACAUUUUCAUCAAUGACACCGUGAGGAAGACCAACAAUUCAGAGCUUACUGUUGGAGAGUUCUUCAGUUUUCUUUUCUCCAAAGAGAACUCAAUUUGGGAUGAGAACUUCUCAGAGAUUUGCCCACUGGACAUGAACAAUCCUCUGUCUCACUACUGGAUCAACUCUUCUCACAACACAUAUUUGACUGGAGAUCAGCUGAGCAGUGAGUCUUCAACAGAAGCUUAUGUGCGCUGCCUGAGGCUGGGCUGUCGAUGUAUUGAAUUGGACUGCUGGAAUGGUCCAGAAGAACCUGUCAUAUUCCAUGGACGGACCAUGACCUCCAAGAUAAAGUUUAAGGAUGUGGUGAAGGCCAUCAAUGAACAUGCUUUUAUAACAUCUGAGUAUCCUGUGGUGCUGUCUAUAGAAGAACACUGUGACAUCAAGCAGCAGAAAAUGAUGGCUCAGAUCUUACGAGAUGUUUUCCAGGACAAGCUCCUGACCGAGCCGCUAGAACCAGAAGCAGAUGAUCUACCCUCACCAAACCAGCUGAAGGGCAAGAUCAUCAUCAAGCACCAGAAAAUAAAAGUGAGCGAUUACACAGUUAAGCUGGUGAAAGAAAAGGGAAACAUGGCUGUAAAAAGAACAUUUGACAGCUUCAAGAAAAUUGGAAACACUUAUAGAGAGAAGAUAAGAAAAGCUAAAGAAAACCGUGCAGUGGAGAAGGAAGGAGAGCUUUGCAUGUGGGAUUCAAUAGAUAAGAGGUUUUACAGGCAUGACUGUGUGCUCUCAGAAAAUAAGCUGUACUAUUCUGAAGAGAAGUGGGAGGAAGACAGUCCUGAGAUUCAGGAAGACUCAGAGCUGCACCUGUCAGAGCCCUGGUUUCAUGGACGGCUGGAGGGAGGCAGAAUAACCGCUGAAAAACUCUUGCAUGAUUUCUGCAAAGGGAAGAAUGGAAAAGAUGGAACCUUCCUGGUGCGGGAGAGUGAAAAGCUCAUCAGAAUCUACAGUAUCUCCUUGUGGACAAGCGGGAGAAUUCAGAACUACAGAAUUUUCUGUUCUUCAGAAAACGGUCGCUGGUCUUUCCACUUGACAAACAAGCAGCGCUUUCCUAGUAUGUGUGCCUUGAUCGAGUAUUACAGACAACAUCUGAUCGAAUAUGAUCGAUUAAAUCUGCACCUCAGUGGUUUCCUGCCUCGGCUCAAUUUUGUGCCUCACCACCAAAUGGGGUGGUUUUACAGUAGCCUGAGAGAAACUGAAGCAGAAGACUAUCUUCUGAGGAUCCCUCGAGAUGGAGCUUUCCUUAUCAGACAAAGAGAAGAACCUGACACCUUUACUCUUUCCAUCAGAGUUGAUGGGGAUGUCGAACAUUAUCAUAUUCACCAACACGACAGCAAGUAUGUGUUGGCAGACGCCUACGAGUUUGGUAGCCUUGAGGACCUGGUUAGCUGUUUUCGUAAUCAGCUUUUCUUCGGCAAGACAAAACUACGCUACCCUGUAACGCCACAGUUAGUGGAGCGCUUCUGUAUGAUGGAUCUCUCAACAUGUGAUCAGUACAGUGAGGUCGCUAAAGACAAUCCUUUAGGUGACCGUUGUAAAGGUGUGGUGGACAUCUCAAAGUGUACUGUUGCAUGCAAAGCCAAACAUGGCAGACCCCUUGUGGUGACCCUUUUGAAUAGGGAGAAUUCGGGGCUAACUGAGUUUACGUGUGAGAUCAUGGAGCAGGUGGAUGAAUGGUACCAGAUGCUUGUGAACAUCAUCCAAAGCGAGCAGAGUUUGGAGAAAGCGAGAAUAUCUGAAAUAGAGUCCAGAACCAAAAUAGCUGUUGAGAUGUCAGACAUGGUGGUAUACUGCCAAUCUAUCAAGAAAAAGACUUUUGAAAAUUACAACUACAAAGAGGUCCGUUCCAUUCCGGAUAACAUGAUUCCAAAAGACGAGAAUGAAACUGCCAUGGAGAAGCCAGACUGCAUUGUGAAGUAUAACCGCAAAGCACUGACCCGUGUGUAUCCCUGCAGCGGCCGAGUUGAUUCUUCUAACUUUGACCCUUGUCCUUCAUGGAAACUAGGUUGCCAAAUGGUGGCUCUCAACUUCCAAACUGCUGAUAAAUUCAUGCAGCUGAACAGUGCUCUCUUCAGUCUGAAUGGAGGAACGGGUUACGUGCUUAAACCAGAGUGGAUGCGAGAUCCAACCAAGAAGAAACCUGCUAAAAAAAUCAUCAUAAUAAGAGUGUUAGCAGCCAGGCAUCUGCCCAAUCCUGACCACAUCGUCAGUCCUUUUGUGCUGGUUGAGCUGUGGCCGUACACAGGAAAUCAAGCAGACGACUGCAUUUUCAAGACUACUUUCUUCAAAGACAACGGACUGAAUCCAGUGUGGCUGGGCCCGAUGAAUCCACCCAAAUGUUUUAAAGUAUACGAGCCAGACCUGGCCUUCCUGCGCUUUGUGGUUUUUGAGCAGGACACAUUCUCGGAUGCUAAAUUUCUUGCACAGGCCACUUUUCCUAUUAGAGGUAUUCGCUCAGGGUUUCGGUCUGUACCUCUGAAGAACAGGUUUAGUGAAAACCUGGAGCUUUCUUCUCUUCUGGUACAUGUACAGCAUUUGGAGGUGUAAAGUAAACAGCAAGUCCUAACCACAAGGAACAGCGGACAUGUCAAUGUGAAUAUGGUGAAAAGCAGCAUGUGGUUUAGUCUUGGUUCUAGAUUCUGGGUUAUUGCGGAAAUAUAUUUUCAGAACUGCAGAGCAGUUAAUGUGAAACUAAAUAAGCUCUAAAUAAAAUGUAUAGGUUAUUUGUGACCCUGGACCUCAAAACCAGUCAAUUUUUUUAAAUGAAGAUUAUACGUCAUCUGAAAGCUGAAUAGAUAAGCUUUGCACUGAUGUAUGGUUUGUUAAAGGGGUCAUCGGAUGCCCGUUUUCCACAAGUUGAUAUUAUUCUUUAGGGUCUUAAUGAAAAGUCUAUAAUAUACUUUGGUUAAUGGUAGUGUAAAACAACACGCUUUUUACCUUGUCAAAAUGAGCUCUGCAAAAAUCUUCCCAUUCUGAUUGAUUGUUCCCUUAAAUGCAAAUGAGCUCUGUGCGCCCCUCUCUUCUCUCUGUGGAAUGACGAUCUUGUUUACUUUAGCCGCAUUUAGCCGCUGAACUUGCUAACUAGCACGUUAUUAGGAAAGGUGAUUGCAGAGAUUCAUCAAAAAACCCUUAUACUCACUUCUGCUGUAAGUGAAGCUGGAUCACGAAUGAUUCGUACGAACAUAGACGGAUAUAUGUAGAUCGGGAGGCGCGUCCCCUUCACAAACAAACGUAAUCCACUGCAUCUUUAGCGGCUCAGAUGUCGGAAAUAAAUGACGACCACUAUGUUCAUUACUACAUCCAGCAACGCAACAUCUCAAUCGCUCAAUCAGAGAUAUUCUUGUCUAAUUUACAUCCCUGCUCCGGCAUCGAAACAAUGGAGGUCUGACUGUUACAGCUGAUGUAGGAGGGGUCUGAGGUAAGACGCUCAUGUCAAUCAACUAUCGUGGGAGCGGCCUCUAUCGGUGUGACGGCACACCGACAGGUAUCUGAGAAUGGCUUGAUUUGAAAAAGGGGAUAUUAUUUUUACACAUGAAAUAAAAAACACUGCAUGGACUUUUUAAUCAUUAUAGGGUAGAUUUGUACAUACACUGCCAACACACAUUAAUGUUCAAACAACAUGUAAAAGUGAACCUUGCAUCCGAUGACCCCUUUAAGAUAGACAAUAUUUGGCCACGAUACAACUAUUUGAAAAUCUGGAAUCUGAGGGUGUAAAAGCAUCAAAAUAUUGAGAAAAUCACCUUUAAAGUUGUUCAAAAGAAGUUCUUAGCGAUGCAUUUACUUGCACUUUACUUGCAAUUACUUAUUAAAAAUAAGUUUUGAUAUAUUUAUGAUAGGAAAUUUACAAAAUAUCUUCAUGUAACAUGAUCUUUACUUAACAUCCUAAUAAUUUCAGGCAUAAAAGAAAAAUUUAUAAUUUUGACCCAUACAAUGUAUUUUUGGCUACUUAAGACUGUUUUUUUGGUCCAGGGUUACAUAUUUGUAUAUAAAUAUGUAUAUUUGUUCUUGUGCUCCUGUUGUGUUUAUAAUAAGAUAAUUUCCUUUUUUCUCUAAUGUAUCAUUGUUACAACUUCUCAAAAUAACAAUAUAAAGAGUGAAUAUGAAAAUAUGAAA